This is a messenger RNA of Dibothriocephalus latus, 723 nucleotides long. The record is from the annotation of a GenBank genome assembly. Lineage: Eukaryota; Metazoa; Platyhelminthes; Cestoda; Diphyllobothriidea; Diphyllobothriidae.
AUGGACGAGAAUCAGCUGUCACGCUUGCGUCUCAUCCUAAAGCCCUUCAUGCUGCGACGUAUAAAAACCGAGGUGGAGCAUGAAAUAUCGGAUAAGACCGAAGUGCUCAUCUACUGCACGCUGACAAGCCGACAGAAAGCGCUGUACAACCGUCUGAAGAGCAAAAUUUGUAUCGAAGACUUGAAUGAGGGUCCCGGCACCUUUGGUUCUCGUGCUGCCGCGAACGAGGCCACAGCUCGCCUAAUGAAUUUGGUUAUGCAACUACGCAAGGUCUGUAAUCACCCGGACCUCUUUGAUCGUCGGGAUGUACGCUUCAGCUGUUCGACUCUGCGCCCCUACGCACUCUUCAGGUUCUGGUGGCUUCCCAAAAUCCUAUUUGAUGAAGGGUUGGUACCUGGGCUUACCUGGCGUUGCUUGGAUCGCAGAGGCGCCAUCAUCCUUGAUGGUGUUGGCUGUCACAAGACGGAGGUCAUUCUACGUCACUUUCUUCUGCUCACAGCGGCCUACUUUAUGGAGUCCUUCUGGCAUCAACAAGACCAACCUCUGACCUUCUCUACGGAUUUGAGCUCAUUCGAAAAAUGUAAGCGCUCCCUUGAGGACUCACCGUCCUCAAAAUGCUUACUUGCUUGUCUUGAAAGCACGAAAGCAUGUUCUGGAUGUCUAGGACCGCUAGUUUGUCAGAUAUUUGCAUUCCAGUCUUUGACCUUAUCAGUACACACAUAG